GGCUUCGCGCUCGUUGGUGAAUGGGCUCUGUCGGCUCCCGUUGCUCUCCCCGGUUCUUCUCCUGCCCGCAGUAGCCAUGGCGGCCAUGAGUUUGUUGCAGCGAGCUUCGGUCGCUGCGGCCUCUCUGUGUGGCCGCCGCCUUGGCCCUCGACAUGCAUUCGGGGGCUUCCUCACCCGUGGCUUUCCGAAGACUGUCGCUCCUGUGCGACACAGUGGAGGCCAUGGGAAAAGACUGUUUAUCAUCAAACCUUCUGGAUUCUAUGACAGGCGUUUUUUGAAUUUAAUGAGAUUUUACAUUUUGUUGACUGGGAUUCCAGUAGCAAUUGGCAUAACUCUGAUAAAUGUAUUCAUUGGUGAAGCUGAGUUAGCAGAAAUUCCAGAAGGCUAUAUCCCAGAACACUGGGAAUAUUUCAAGCAUCCUAUAUCAAGGUGGAUUGCCCGAACUUUCUUUGAUAGUCCUGAAAAGAAUUAUGAAAAAACAUUGGCUAUCCUUCAGAUUGAAGCUGAAAAGGCUGACUUACGGUUAAAGGAGCUGGAAGUACGAAAAUUAAUGCGUGCAAGAGGUGAUGGUCCCUGGUAUCAGUAUCCGACCAUUGAUAAGGCGCUUAUCGAUCAUUCUCCAAAAGCAGCUCCCGACAACUAAUCUUUUAUUUCUCCAAAUUCAAAGUAUAUUCUCUUUAGGGGAAAAUAAAUUAAUAAAUAUA
Messenger RNA from Equus quagga, 704 nucleotides. It is a transcript of the gene NDUFB5, whose product is annotated as NADH:ubiquinone oxidoreductase subunit B5. Lineage: Eukaryota; Metazoa; Chordata; Mammalia; Perissodactyla; Equidae. The record is from RefSeq and is a predicted model, not a curated record. The coding region runs from base 77 to 643 and encodes 188 amino acids. The transcript has 6 exons.